This is a messenger RNA of Chroicocephalus ridibundus (black-headed gull), 2521 nucleotides long. Its product is annotated as collagen, type I, alpha 1b-like. The transcript is spliced from 8 exons. NCBI's taxonomy places the organism in Eukaryota, Metazoa, Chordata, Aves, Charadriiformes, Laridae. Bases 44 to 2521 code for a protein of 825 amino acids. The record is from RefSeq and is a predicted model, not a curated record.
UGCAACCAGAGCCACGGCCACGGGGACCACCACGGUGACAGCAAUGGCCACGGGGACAGCCACGGCGAUGGCCACAGCCACGGGGACGUCCAUGGGGACAGUGACAGCCAUGGUGAUGGCCAUGGUGAUGGCCACAGUGAUGGCCAUGGUGACGGUGACGGCCAUGGUGACAGCGAUGACCAAGGGGGCAGCCAUGUUGAUGGCCAUGGUGACAGUGAUGGCCAUGGUGACGGUGACGGCCAUGGUGACAGCGAUGACCAAGGGGACAGCCAUGUUGAUGGCCAUGGUGACAGUGACGGCCAAGGGGAUGGCCAUGGUGAAGGCCAUGGUGAUGGUCAUGGCCAUGGUGAUGGCCAUGGUGACAGUGACAGCCAAGGGGACGGCCAUGGUGACAGCCAUGGCCAAGGCGAUGGCCAUGGUGAUGGCCACGGCCACGGUGACAGCCUUGGUGACGGCCACGGUGAUGGCCACGGCCACGGUGACGGCCAUGGUGAGAGUGACGGUCACGCUGGUGGCCACGGUGACGGCCAAGGGGACAGCCAUGGUGAUGGCCACGGCCACGGUGACGGCCAUGGUGACGGUGACGGCCACGGGGACGGUGACGGCCACGGGGACGACCACAGUGGUGGCCACGGGGACAGCCACGAGCCACCCCGCCAGGUGCGGGUGUGUUACCUGCGCCCCUGCCCCGCCGCCUGUCCCUGGAGCCCCUGGAGCCGCUGGAGCCCCUGCUCCUGCCACGUCCCCCUCCAGCUGCGCCACCGUCACCGGCGCGGCCCCCCCGGCUGCGCGGGGCUGGAGGCACAGAGCCGUCCCUGCGACACCCCCGGCUGCUCGGAGGGCAGCUGUGCCCCCCCGUUCCGGUUCCGGCCCUGCGGCCCCCCCUGCGCCCAGCUCUGCUCCGGCCUGCGGCACCCCCAGCUCUGCCCCCCGCACCCCCCCUGCCGCCCCGGCUGCGCCUGCCCCCAGGGCUGCUGCCGCUGAGCCCCUGGUCGGAGUGGACGCCCUGCGGGGGCUGCCGGCCCCCCCGGGACCCCGGCGCCCCGGCACCGACGGGGGGGACGCGGCCAGAGGAGGGGACAUCGGCGGAGGGGACAUCGGCGGAGGGGACGCCGUCGGAGGAGCCACCAUUGGAGGGGACGCCGUUGGAACGGACGCUGGUGGAAGGGGCGCCAUCGGAGGGGACGUCGGUGGAGGGGACGCCGUCGGAGGAGCCCCCAGUGGAGGGGACGCGGGUGGCAGGGACGCCGUCGGAGGGGACGCCGUCGGAGGGGACAUCGGCGGAGGGGACGCUGGUGGAAGGGAUGCCAACGGAGGGGACGCCGUCGGAGGGGACGCCGUUGGAGGAGCCACCAGUGGAGGGGACACCGGUGGAGUGGAUACCGUUGGAGGGGACGCCAUCGGAGGGGACACUGGUGGAGGGGACGCCAUCGGAGUGGAUGCCAGCGGAGGGGACGCCAUCGGAGUGGACGCCAUUGGAGAAGAUGCCAUCGGAGGGGACGCCACCAGAGGGGACGCCAGCGGAGGGGACGCCAUUGGAGGAGAUGCCAUCGGAGGGGACGCCACCGGAGGGGACACCAUCGCAGUGGACGCCAUUGGAGAAGUUGCCAUCGGAGUGGACGCCAUUGGAGGGGACGCCGUCGGAGGGGACACCAGCGGAGGGGACACCAUUGGAGAAGUUGCCAUCGGAGGGGACGCCAUCGCAGUGGACACCAUCGGAGGGGACGCCAUCGGAGGGGACGCCAGCGGAGUGGACGCCAUUGGAGGGGACGCCAUCGGAGGGGACGCCAUUGGAGAAGAUGCCAUCGGAGUGGACACCAUCGGAGGGGACGCCAUCGGAGGGGACACCAUCGGAGUGGACGCCAUUGGAGGGGACGCCAUCGGAGGGGACGCCAGCGGAGGGGACGCCGGCGUGGGUCUCGUCCCCGGUGCAGCGCCGCUACCGCACCUGCCUGGACCCCCAGACGGGGCUGCCGUGGGGCGGCCCCACGGCCACCUGCCGGGCCCAGCUGCGGCAGGAACGGCCGUGCCCGGCCCCCCCCCGCUGCCAAGAGCCCUGCCCGUGGGGACCCUGGGGACCCUGCGGGGCGUCCUGCGGGGGGGGGGUCCCGCCUGCGCCACCGCCAGCCCCCCCCCGACGGCCGGGCCUGCAGCGGCCCCCGCGCCCAGAGCCAGAGCUGCAACACCCAGCCCUGCCCAGCCUGUCCCCCGGGCGAGCGCUGGCAGGGCCCCGAGGCGCCGGGCGACUGCGAGCGAAGCUGCCGCGACAUCUCCCAGGGGACCCCCCCGGGCAACUGCAGCCGCCCCCCGGCCCCCGCCUGCCGCUGCCCCCCCGGCCGCUACCGCGACGCCGCCGGCCGCUGCGUCCCCCCCCCGCCCGCUGCGAGUGCUGGCACCGGGGGCAGCCCCGACAGGCUGGCAGCGAGUGGCAGGAGGGGUGCCAGACCUGCCGCUGCCUGGACGGGGGGGUCACCUGCAGCACCCGCUGCCACCCCGCUCGUCUGCCCCGAGGGCGCGGUGA